Messenger RNA from Lutzomyia longipalpis, 3397 nucleotides. RefSeq names its product nardilysin-like. The record is from RefSeq and is a predicted model, not a curated record. Gene Ontology annotation, molecular function: metal ion binding; metalloendopeptidase activity. Gene Ontology annotation, biological process: proteolysis. The coding region runs from base 205 to 3393 and encodes 1062 amino acids. Lineage: Eukaryota; Metazoa; Arthropoda; Insecta; Diptera; Psychodidae. The transcript has 6 exons.
AAAGUUGUUAAGUUUUUGUGAGGUUAAGUCACGUUGUGGCUGUGUGCUGAUUUUUUUUCGUUUUCAAUUUAGGGAAUUAAUUCCGUGACACCGUACAAAAACCACAAAUUAGCCUCAUAAAAAAGUGUGGUGAAAAAAUUGAUUAGAAAAAUUAAUAAAAAGUUAAUUUAUUGUGCUGUGUUCAGAGAAUCUGUUCAUUUCCAUAUGAACAGGUUGGCAUCGCUAACAAAGCGGAAACUUUCUUCUCUUGGCCGGAAAUUUUCCAAAAAAAGAAAAUUAAAUAAAUCUACGAUGAAGCUAACUCCUGAGGCUGCCAUGAGCUACGAAGUUCCCGAGAAAUCAGUCUCUGACAAGAAAGAUUAUAGGAUCUUCUCACUGCCAAAUAAUCUGAAGGUUCUGCUGAUUUCGGACCCAUCGGCAAUAUCUUCUGAUUCAGAAUCCUCAGUUAAUACAUCUUCUCUCUCAUCGGAUGGGUAUGAUGGUGAAAGUACCUCAUCCUCGGAUUCAGACACAUUUUCCGGCGAUUCAGACGCUUCCUCAUCCUCAAGUGCCCCUGAUGAGCAGGAAAAAAUGGCCGCAGCAUCCCUGCUGGUUGAUGUCGGAUCAUUCAGUGAUCCUUCGGAUAUCAAUGGCUUGGCACAUUUCCUGGAACACAUGAUCUUCAUGGGAAGUAAGAAGUAUCCUGAGGAAAAUGAAUUUGAUAAAUUCAUAAGAAAGCACGGGGGAUCAGAUAAUGCCAGCACGGAUUGCGAGGAAACUGUUUACUACUUUGAGAUCCCUGAGAAGCACUUUGAGGGUGGUCUUGAUAUAUUUUCCCGGCUCUUUGCGGAACCUCUUCUCAAAAAAGAUUCAAUAACACGUGAAAGGGAAUCUGUUGAUUCAGAGUUCGUAACACGUAGCAAGGAUGACAAUGUGAGGCUUGAGCAGCUAAUCAGCUCCCAAGCAAACAAGGAGCAUCCCUGUCAUACCUUUGCUUGGGGCAAUCUUGAGACGUUGAAGAAUAAUAUUUCUGAUCAGCAACUCCACGAUAGGGUGGUUGAAUUUCAGAAGAGACACUACUCCGCACAUCGAAUGUACCUCGCCUUGCAAGCACGUUACCCUCUGGAUGAGCUGGAGCGAAUUGCGAGGAAGUACUUCUCAGAUAUUCCGUGCAAUAACCUUCCUGGGUCAGAUUUUUCCUGCUUCAACCACACCAAUGUCUUUCCAAUGACCUUCUUUGAGCGAAUCUACUACGUUAAACCCAUUGCAGCCAUGAAGAGAGUUGACAUAAAUUGGUGCCUGCCCUCCAUGGUUAGAGAAUUCAAAUGUAAGCCACAGGAACUCGUGAGUCAUUUCCUUGAGAGCGAGAAGAAGGGCAGCCUAUCUGCGUACUUGCGGAAGAAACUCUGGAUUUUGGAUUUAAUGGCUGAAAUUGAUGAAACUGAUGGGUUUUGCCACAACUCCCUCUUUUCCAUCUUCAGCAUUCACGUCUAUCUAACAGAUAAUGGCUACAAAAAUCUCACUGAAGUCCUCAGGACAAUUUUCUCCUACAUAAAGCUCCUUCAUGAGCAAGGAAAUUCCCAGAAGAUCUACGAAGAACUCCAAGCAAUAGACGAGGCGAAAUUUAAAUAUGCCAAUGAGAGUAAUCCCGUUGAUUAUGUUGAGGAAUUAGUGAUGAAUCUCAAGUACUAUCCAUCAAAGAAUGUUAUUAAUGGGAAUCGUUUGCUCUUUGAGUACAACCCGGAGAUGAUUCAGACCUUCCUUGAUCACAUUUACCACGAUCCCUGUAAUAUUAUGAUCUGGUGCAGUGACGACGAUACUCCGAAGGAUCAGAAGGAAAAAUGGUUUGGAACUGAAUACAGGGUUGAAGAUAUGCCCGAAGAAUGGAAGAUAAUGAGGAAAAAUGUGGAAAUUUUCCCCGAAUUUGACAUCAAUCAGACAAAUAAUUUCAUAACAACGGACUUUACAAUUCAUCAUCCUGUCACAAGUCCCAUGGACGCCCCUAAACCACCAAUUCGCAUUCGUUUUGACGAUCUCUGCGAGGUGUGGUACAGGGAAGAUACAAGAUUUGGUUUACCACGAGCUUUCGUCUAUUUCAACUUUUCCAGCCCAUUGCCCCUGAUGGAUGCCAAGAAUUCAGCCCUGAUGUACUAUUUUGUGCUAAUUCUCAAGUAUUUGCUCAUGGAAGAGCUCACCACUGCCUCUGAGGCUAAUCUCAUGUAUUCCAUAAUUCCCGGACAGAGGAGUUUCACCGUAAAGGUCAGUGGCUACAAUGAAAAGCUUCAUCUUGUUAUGGAUGCAAUUCUAAAGAAAAUGGUCAAUUUGGAGGUCACAGAAGAGUUAUUCGAGGCUCUCAAGACGAGACAAUUGGAGGAAUAUCACAAUAAUCUGAUCAAACCGAGAACACUCAAUGGAGACAUCCGGCUUUCAAUUGUGGAAAAGGCUUAUAUACCGCAAUAUGAAAAGUACAACGCUCUCAAGAAUAUAACUCUCACGGAUCUUCUUGAUUUUUCCAAGAUUUUCCUGAAGUUCCUGAAGAUUCAGGGUUUAAUUCAGGGCAAUAUGACUCAGGAGGAGGCAACAACGAUCACAGAAAAUGUUCUAAAUGUUGUAAAUAGUUCCCCAAUCACUGAUCUAUCUACAAUUGAAAAGAGAACUUAUCAAAUUCCUAUUGGGAAUCAUUGUGUUCGCGUUAAAAGCCUUAACAAAAAUGACGUCAAUAGUUUCAUUGUGAAUUUCUAUCAAAUUGAUCAGCCCUCUUUGGAAAAUUCCUGCUACGUAGAGCUUCUGGUUAAUCUUCUUGAGGAACCACUCUUCAAUCAACUCCGUACUGUUGAGCAAUUGGGCUACAUCGUGGACUGUGAUCUUCGUGAAAAUUGUGGUAUAGCCGGAUGGACAGUUGCUGUGAAUUCACAGGAGAGUCAAUUCACAACAGAGCAUGUAAUUGAGAGAAUUGAAAACUUCCAAAAGGAAUUCCUUAAAAUUCUUCAAGAUAUGUCCACGGAGGACUAUCACCACGCAAGGGAUUCCCUGAUUAAGACAAAACUCAUUCCCGACGUUCAACUAAAGGAUGAAGUUUUACGGAAUUGGGAUGAGAUUGUAACGGAGCAAUAUAUAUUUGAUCGAAUUGCGAAAGAAGUAGAAAUUUUAGGGAAUAUUUCGCAAGAAAAGAUGAUUGAAUUCUAUCAAAAGUAUGCCGUAGAUGAGCAAUUUACACGGAAAUUGAGUAUUCAGGUACGAGGGAACAAAGAAGUCAAUGAAAAUGCUGAAGAACAAGAACAUUUACCGGAAAUUCUUAAACAUACAUUUGAUGUUCCUCAAGAGGAAAGCGCGCAAUGGAAGUAUGUGAAUGAUAUUGCAAAAUUCAGAAAUUCUUUAUUCCUCCAUCCUGCUCUCAAUAAAAAAUUAUCUUAAUUCA